UUUGCAUUGAUUCUUGAAUUGGGUCGAGGUUAAAGCGGGUUCUGAACACUUUAAAAAACUUUCUUAGUUCACCAAACGUUCAACGCCUUUGAUUGACUAGUUGGUUUUUGCGUCUCUUAACUGUUAAGUAUAUUUAUUUAUAGGCUUAUAGCAUCAUAGCUUUCUUUUGGACUUUGAAGCCCUGUUCAUAUUGCCUUUCCUCUGGCAAAAUAUAUUAAAUUGGAUACUGGGGAAAUUGUGUUCAAGGCUUUUAAUUGCUUGUUUAUUAUUUCAUUGUUCAUUUCUGAGCUCUUAGUGGGAAUUUGGUAUUGAGAACUAUUACUAAAUGGUUUUAAAGUUUUGGGGUUGGUGGGUUUUACUUGUUGAUUGUGUCACUGUACAUCCUCCUCCUCCAGCUUUGAUGAAUUGGGAUAUUGGAGGGCAAUAUUGAAGGUUAUUGCAUUGGACUUGUGGUUUAGAGGGUUUUAGUUGUUGAAGUUCGUGCACUUUCUGAAAUGGGGAGUAAUGGCGGUGUGGAUCAUUUGUCAAAAGAAAUAGUUGAAGAAGGUCUUAGCAGCCAAGAGAUGGAUAUGGGUUUUCAGCAGAUUGGUGGUGGUGGUGUUGAUGAAUCUGUGGUGGAAAAGGAGACUCCAGAUGAACAGUUAAAUGCAGGUUAUUUGGAAGAGCCAAAGGAUCAGAAGAAUUCAAUGCGGCAGUCAGUUUUAGAGAUCUCUCCGUCAAAAGAAAUGAAUGUUUGUUCUUCACCUCGAAGAGGUCUGGACCAUUGCAUCACUGCACCUGUUGGCAUUCACAGAAGUCUACUAUUUGAUGACCAUGGGAUUUUAUUCACUAGAUCCAUGACGGAAAAGAAGGAAGCUCCAAGGCAUGACAUAAAGUUGGAUAGGCUCUCAGAGCGUGAAAAGAAAAAACUUAUUGUGAACCUAGUAAAGAUACAAAAUGAUGGUACGGUAGAAGUUGAUAUCACCAAAAGCACACCUGUAGCUUCGGAAUUUUUGGAGCUUCACACUGCAGAAAGGACACAUAUCAAUAUUGAUGGUAUCACUUCUGAAUUCAAUAAAUCAAUUCCCAAGUUGAAUAUUGCCCUUCUUGUGGUCGGCACAAGAGGAGAUGUACAGCCUUUCCUAGCUAUAGCAAAGAGACUUCAGGAGUUUGGUCAUCAUGUCAGGUUGGCUACUCAUUCUAACUUCGGCACCUUUGUAAAGUCGGCAGGGGUAGAAUUCUAUCCUUUGGGCGGCGAUCCUCGUGUUUUGGCAGGAUAUAUGGCCAGAAAUAAAGGUUUCAUACCAUCUGGACCAGGAGAAAUAUCCAUACAAAGGAAGCAACUGAAGGCGAUUAUUGAAUCUCUCCUUCCAGCAUGCACGGAACCAGAUUUGGAAACUGGUCUUCCUUUUAGAGCUCAGUCAAUUAUUGCAAAUCCUCCUGCUUAUGGACAUGCACAUGUUGCUGAAGCUCUUGGUGUGCCCCUUCACAUUUUCUUCACAAUGCCUUGGACGCCAACUUAUGAAUUCCCUCACCCAUUGGCACGUGUACCUCAAAGUGCUGGUUAUUGGCUUUCAUAUAUAGUUGUGGAUUUACUGAUAUGGUGGGGCAUGAGGGGAUAUAUUAACGACUUCAGGAAACGGAAGUUGAAACUUGCUCCUAUUGCGUACUUCAGUACAUACCAUGGGUCAAUAUCUCAUUUGCCAACAGGCUAUAUGUGGAGUCCCCAUCUAGUGCCAAAGCCAACAGAUUGGGGCCCUUUAGUUGAUGUUGUUGGUUUUUGUUUCUUAAACCUUGGGUCAAAGUAUCAGCCUCAGGACAAGUUUGUUCAAUGGAUUCAAAACGGACCUGAACCUAUAUAUAUUGGGUUUGGGAGCAUGCCUCUUGAAGAUCCCAGGAAAACCACAGGCAUUUUAUUGGAGGCAUUAAAAGGUACCGGGCAGAGAGGAAUCAUUGACCGAGGCUGGGGAGGUCUUGGAAAUUUUACAGAGGUUCCUGAUAAUGUUUUCCUUUUAGAGGAAUGCCCUCAUGAUUGGUUGUUUCCCCAAUGUUCUGCAGUGGUUCAUCAUGGUGGUGCAGGAACAACAGCUACAGGGCUAAAAGCUGGGUGUCCAACAACCAUAGUUCCAUUUUUUGGCGAUCAGUUCUUCUGGGGUGAUAGAGUCUAUCAAAAAGGGUUGGGACCUGCACCAAUUCCGAUAGCUCAGCUCAGUGUUGAGAGCCUCUCAAACGCAAUAAAUUUCAUGCUCCAGCCUAAGGUGAAAUCUGAAGCAAUGGAACUAGCAAAGUUGAUAGAGAAUGAAGAUGGUGUUGCGGCUGCCGUUGAUGCAUUUCACCGGCAUUUACCUGCAGAGCUACCCUUGCCUACUGCAUACGUGGAGGAAGAAGAACAAUUAAACCCUCUGCAGUGGGUUUUUAUUCAAAUUGGGAAGUGGUGCUGCCAGUCUUGUGGUUUGUAGAGUUCUUACUGUAUUUUGUAGUGUUUGUAUAGUUAUGUUUUACUUUCUUUUUCAUAUUACCUUGCAUUUCAUUCAUUUCAUUCAAGGUCUUCUUUAAAGGUUUGACUAAAAAAAAAAAGAAAGAUACAAGUGCUAUUACAUUUUAGCAUAGGUUUUUCUCACAUCUUGCCUGACUUAGUGUUCUUUAUUGAUUUGUAAUAGAUAAGUGAGGGUAUAGUUAUGCGAGUAAGUUUGGAUGUUGCAAACCAUUUUGUCUGUUAUCAUUUGACUUUGUAUGAUAUUCUUUUAAUAUCAUUGGAAAAAAGGGGAUGGAUUGGGGUAUGGGAUUUGCCGCGUA
Molecule: messenger RNA, 2775 nt
Organism: Quercus lobata
Lineage: Eukaryota; Viridiplantae; Streptophyta; Magnoliopsida; Fagales; Fagaceae
Gene: UGT80B1
Product: UDP-Glycosyltransferase superfamily protein
Exons: 14
Coding region: 495-2438 (647 amino acids)
Biological process (GO): carbohydrate metabolic process
Molecular function (GO): hexosyltransferase activity; UDP-glycosyltransferase activity
Source: RefSeq, a predicted model, not a curated record